Peronospora matthiolae is the source of this 951-nucleotide messenger RNA. NCBI's taxonomy places the organism in Eukaryota, Oomycota, Peronosporomycetes, Peronosporales, Peronosporaceae. The record is from the annotation of a GenBank genome assembly.
AUGCUACUGCACUUAAAUGCGGACAACCACCACGUGCUUGACAACUGCGAGGAAGCGUGGGUCGCGUGGUCACGCCUGAAGACGCUUUGCGGUGGAUCACAGAAGGCAGGGCGAAUCUACCUCAAGCGCCAGCUGUUCAGCAUGAAGAUGGCUGAGGGCGCGAACGUCAUGCAUUACUGCAAUGAGGUCUUGAACAUCGCCGCCAAGCUUAGCAGCAUCGUUGCGAAGAUGGAGGACGAGGACGUCGCAAUAUGUCUGCUGCUCAGUCUCCCUAAGAGUUUCGAGAACGUUGUUUUAAACUUGGAGGUGAGCAGCGCAGAGCUUCGUACCCAAGAUGUGGUGAAGGCACUCACGAAUGAGCAUGCCAAGCGCCAAGGGGGGAAGGUGACAACUACAGCGACGAUGGUCAAGAGUGAAGAUGCAGCCAAGGCCUUCAACACUGAAUGCGAGCCAUACAACUGCACCUACUGUGGAGAGGUGGGACACACCGUGGAUCGCUGUUGGACCAAGCAGAAGAUUGAACGUCGAGGAGCCCGACGCGGCGGCAAUGGUCGUGGACGCGGGGCAAACAAUGUCCAGUGGGGACAAUAUCGUGAUGAAGACAGCGACUACAAUCAAGUAGCGUUUGCAGUUUCGUUGGAGCGUGGACUCUCAGCGAAGAAGGACACCAAGUUUGCGAGACUGAACAAGCGCAACGACGGUGAAAUCUUGGUGGCGGAUGGCAACAAAGUGGCCAUCAAGGGUGUUGGAACCAUCUUUGUUAAGGUGGUUCUGCCCGACGGUGAAGAGCGCGAGAUCGAGAUCAAGAACGUGCUUUACGUACCAAGCAUGAGCAAGAAUAUGCUUUCGGUACCGCAGAUCAACAAGCACGGCAAGUUUCAAGUCGUGUUCGACGGGACCAAGAUUUUUGUUGCUCGCAAGGAAUUGCACCAAGUGGUGGCAACAGCAUAA